AUGACUAUCGUGAACAUUCGUCGUGAUGUCGAAGACAAAUUUUACCGUUACCGCAUGCCUCUACUUGAAACUAAGAUUGAAGGUAGAGGAAAUGGUAUCAAGACUGUCGUCCCGAAUAUGUCGGACAUUGCCCGUGCACUGAGCCGACCGCCGACGUACCCAACAAAGUACUUUGGCAGUGAGCUCGGAGCUCAGACGGUGAUUGAUGAAAAGAGUGACAGAUAUAUUGUAAAUGGCGCGCAUGAUGCAGCCCGACUGCGUGAGCUGCUUGACGGCUUCAUUGACAAGUUUGUGCUCUGUGGUGAAUGUAAGAACCCUGAAACAGAUCUGAAGAUCCGGGACGGCGAUAUUCUACGUGAUUGCAAGGCAUGUGGUAAGCGCACUUAUGUGGACAUGCGCCACAAGCUUUGCACAUUUAUCCUGAAGAACCCGCCUCCCAAGCGAGUGAAGGGUGCCAAAGGUGCCGGUGCGGCCAGUGGCCAGUCAGUGCAGGUGGCUGAAGCUGAGGAGAAUGCUGGCAGCGACGAUGAGCUGACGAACCGUAUUCAGAAAGAGGCGCAGAGCAUUCCCACGGCCGAGCAACGUGAGAAGGAGGCGGACGUCGACGAAGACUGGUCGGUCGACACCUCUGAGGCGGCUGUGGCCGCGCGUGUCAAGGCUUUGGAGGGUGCGAUGAGCAUGCUAGGCGCUGAUGAUGAAGAUGGUGAUGAAGAUGAAUCGAGUCCCUACGCGCAAUUUGGCACUUGGAUCUUGGAGGAACGCGAAAAAGGUUCGAGGCCAAGUGCAGCGGACGUGUAUCGCAAGGCGCAGGAGCUUGGGAUUGAAAAGAAGCACAAGUCUGUGCAGGUACUUUUUCAGGCGCUCUUUAGUGAGAAUGCACCUGCAGAAGUCGAACAGUAUGCACCCCUGCUUGUCAAGAUGAUCACGUCGGAGAAGCACCAAAAGUCGAUGCUCGGUGGUAUUGAGCGUCUGGCUGGCCUCGAGCAGCCGAGCCUCGUACCGAACGGUGUUCCAAAGCUUCUCAUGGCCCUCUACCAAAUUGAUGUGUUGGAUGAGGACAUCGCACGCCAGUGGGGCACGCAUGUGUCAAAAAAGUAUGUCGACAAGGAAACCUCGAAGAGGGUGCGUAAGGCGGCGUCGCCGUUCCUCCAGUGGCUAGAGCAGGCUGAAAGCGAUGAUGAAGACGAGGAUGACGAGGAUGAAGAUGACAAUGCUCCAACAACUGAGCACCAAGAGGGUGACAGUGACUUGGACGACCUAUAG
This is a messenger RNA of Malassezia sympodialis ATCC 42132, 1263 nucleotides long. It is a transcript of the gene TIF5, whose product is annotated as translation initiation factor eIF5. Gene Ontology annotation, cellular component: cytosol. Gene Ontology annotation, molecular function: translation initiation factor activity; eukaryotic initiation factor eIF2 binding; GDP-dissociation inhibitor activity. The record is from RefSeq and is a predicted model, not a curated record. Gene Ontology annotation, biological process: translational initiation; formation of cytoplasmic translation initiation complex. Lineage: Eukaryota; Fungi; Basidiomycota; Malasseziomycetes; Malasseziales; Malasseziaceae.